AUGAAGCUCAAGGAGGUUCUCUUCCGCAACAAGGGCACUGGAGUGUUCUUACUCGACUUCAGCGUUUUCGCCAGAUUCAACGAGGAGACUCUAUCAGUCAUGAGAAAAGUGUACUUUGGUGACGAAGCGGGCGUUGGAGAUGCCACAGGAAUCCCAAAAGGUAUCGUGGCCAAUGUGCCGUUUGAUGUGAGCAUGGAUGCAGCUCUGGCAGAGAUGGAAAUGGUGAUCUAUCAGGUCGCGGAAACUGCCAUGCAGGCAUCCAACAUAAAGCCAUCAGAGGUUGACAUCCUGAUCACGGCGACAGACACCUAUGUACCGGUACCAUCCAUGUCGGCCAUGAUCGCCAACCGCUUUGGCAUGCGCACCGACCUGCGCACCUACAGCCUGGCCGGCCACGCCUGCACCUCAGGUGUCAUUGCUGUCGAGCUCGCCCAGCAACUCCUCAAGGCGCGUGCGGCCAAGGGGAAGGUGGCUCUGGUCGUGCUGCACGAAAGCUGCACUGCCGGAUUCUCUGGCAGCAAUGACAAGGCAUGCGCGGCGGCCAACGUUCUCUUCCGCCUCAACGGAGCCGCCCUCGUCCUCUCCAACAGGUCCAAGGAUAGGCGGCGGGCCAAGUACGAGCUGAUGCACACAGAGCGCACACUGCUGGCGACCGACAAGGCUUUCAACAGCAUCAAGGUCCGGCAGGCAUCCGACGGCGAGACGGGGGUCUUCCUGCACAAGGAAGACCUCCUUGCAGCGGCCGGCAAGACCAUCAAGCUGACACUGACCAAGCUGGCCCCCCGCAUUCUCCCCCUCUCUGAGCUGUUUCGGGCCGCAUGGAACAAGGAUUACAAGCCGGAUCUGGCGAGGGCAUUCGAUCACAUUCUCAUCCACACCGGCGCAGCUGCCGUAAUAACAGCAGUUGUCAAGGGGCUGCAAUUGGAUCCCAAGGCGGCCGUGCCAUCUUCAGAGGCCCUGGAACGCUUUGGCAACACCACCAUGUGCUCCACUUACUACAUCCUUGCCAACAUCGAGUCUCAGGGAGGUAUCAAGAAAGGAGACAGAAUUCUGCAGCUGGGAUUUGGGUCGGGAUUCAAGUGCGGUGCUGCCUUCUGGCGCGCUCGGCGCACCGUCAAGGACGCCAAGCACAAAGCCUGGGAGCCUUACACAUGA
Molecule: messenger RNA, 1155 nt
Organism: Coccomyxa subellipsoidea C-169
Lineage: Eukaryota; Viridiplantae; Chlorophyta; Trebouxiophyceae; Coccomyxaceae
Product: thiolase-like protein
Exons: 8
Coding region: 1-1155 (384 amino acids)
Biological process (GO): fatty acid biosynthetic process
Cellular component (GO): membrane
Molecular function (GO): acyltransferase activity, transferring groups other than amino-acyl groups
Source: RefSeq, a predicted model, not a curated record